Messenger RNA from Calidris pugnax (ruff), 3800 nucleotides. It is a transcript of the gene VXN, whose product is annotated as chromosome unknown open reading frame, human C8orf46. The transcript has 6 exons. Lineage: Eukaryota; Metazoa; Chordata; Aves; Charadriiformes; Scolopacidae. The record is from RefSeq and is a predicted model, not a curated record. The coding region runs from base 54 to 674 and encodes 206 amino acids. Gene Ontology annotation, biological process: neurogenesis; neuron differentiation.
CAGAGCGGUUGCAUGAAGCUGAAAGGCAGUCGGGAGGGAGAGAGGGGUGGAAAAUGCACCAGAUUUACAGCUGCAGCGACGAGAAUCUGGAAGUUUUCACCACCGUGAUUUCGGCCAAAUCAUGUAGUCCUGCCCGACGACGAGCCAAAAGUACACAGCACAUCCUAGCAAAGAGUGUGAUAGCCAUAUCUGAUCAUCGGCCCCACAGGCCCGAGAAGCUGCAGCCCCACCAGGGUGACCUCCUCCAUGUGCUGUAUGGUGAGGAGGAGGAGCGGGGCUUGGGCCAUCUCCAGAGUGGGCAGCGGGGACCUUGCCCCACCAAGGGCACUGCCCAGCACGUGGGAAUUACUGGGAGAGAGUCACCCAGAUCCUGUAAUCACCUGCUGGAUGGAAAAUCGCUGUUCCCAUCAUCACCAGUUGCCCAUAUCACAGCGAGAGGGGUGGCUGUCACAGACUCACCCGCUGGCGACAGCUCUUCGAUGGAAGACCACAGGCAUCGCUGGAGGAAGACGGCAGAGUACGACCUGACCCUGCCACCAGGAGCAGAAGCUUCCCUACCGCUGACGGGAGGCAGCCUGUGCGGGACGCCCAGCCUCCUGAGGAAGAUGUGGAUGAAGCACAAGAAGAAGUCAGAGUACCUGGGGGCAACCAACAGUGCCUUUGAGGCGGACUGAUAAGGCUCAGCAUCACUUGGAAAGACAGGCGGGUCCUUUCCCCAGGACAAGGUGCUCUAGGAUGGAUGAGGGAACAGACACAGCACAGCUCACCCAGGAAAACGAUGUCCUUUUGAUUACUUGAUGCCAUUGCCUCAGAACGGUGGGAGAAAGGCCAGCUAAGGUAAAAAUGGUGGACGUGACACAACUCCCUGGCCUUUCUUUGCUGCGAUAGACUGAAAUCCCAUGUACCCACACUAGAUGUACGUCUUGACUCAAUGACGCUGAAACUCCUGCUGGCCCAGUCAACGUUUUACUCAUCCUGUCUGACUCAGGGCGGGCUCACGACAAGAAGAACCUGCCACCAGGUUUGUGUCUUGCUGCACAGCAACAGGUCCAUCGCAGAGUGCCACUAAGUCCCAGGGGUCUGCUCGUCGUGCACCGCUGCUCGUCCUCUUCCCCCUCCCAUAUCAUGAGAUAAAAACCACAUCUUACGAUAUGCUUGGUUGAAUGACACACACUAAACAUCUUUUUUUUUUUUUUCUUCUUCCGUUUUGAUAUUUCAAGACAGGAGUAAAAGGUGCAAACAUUGUCAAAGAAGGGGUGAGUCAGAACUGAGAAAAUUUGCAAACACACAUUUACCAAACUGUGCUGUGUGACAAGCGAUUGGUGAUUCAAAGGCUCCUGCCAGAUCAAACCAUGAGCAACUGGAUAACCUCAGGAGGAACUUUCUUCCAUAGAACCUGCUUGUGUGUCUACUGCUAGUAGACUUACUCCACAACUUACUCUCUACCUUAGUGGUACAGGAGAGCUCACCAACUGCACAAAAUACCAGGAGGAAGGAAAAUAUGUCAGUGGUGCAAGUAGGUGACUAAACACAAGGUAUUUGCAUUUAGGAGACCUGUGCUUAAGAACAGAUGGAUUUAAUGGAAUUUGCUCCAAAAUUUUUCCCCAAAUUCUUUUCAAAUUUAGAAAUUGCUGGUCGUGGCCCCUUGGAUUUUCCUCUCAGAAAAAAAAAAAUCACAAAAAUUGUUUCACCAGUGUUACAGAUGAGAUUAUAUUAGUCAUGAAUGGUACUUGCCUCCUAUGAGUGCUCCCCUGGUUAUUACAAAAGACUUUGGUUUGCCUAAGUACAGAACUUUAAAUAUAAAAUUGGAGGAAGUAUAUCUCCUGUUGCUUGUGGUAAUGAUGAUCUUCUCAAAUUUAACUGCCAGUGCAGAAAAAUAAAGGUCUUACUCUGGGACAGAAGCAGAGGAAAGAAGCUCCCACCUGACACUUGCUUGUCUGCAGGCAGGGUAGUAAAGCAUAGCGAGAUGCCCUCAGACACAGUGCCACAGAACUGAGGUGAGGAGGCUCCAGAGCCGUGAAGCCACCAAAGGUCUCAACCUUAUGUCAGCAGCAUUAACGGCGGUUACAGCUCCUUCUCCUCCUACCACAACCAUCUGGGCAACUUCUGCAUUUGGGGUACCUGCUGACUUCAUCCACCGCUUCCAUCUUCAACCUGGACUUAAGAAAAAGCAUGUUCUGAAUUUCUCUUACAGCAGAGGACUGAGGGAGCCUUGAAUUACAACCUGGAGAGCUGCAGGCUUGAGCAGUUAUCCUUGGUCAGGGUUCACCAGCUCAGAGGUACCAGGGGACCUUCUGGAUAGGAGGGAAAGGCUGCUAAAGCAGCCAGGUCCUCUGGUCUUGGGGUGAGCAGGGUGGAGAGCACACAGGAAAGGUUCACAGCUUGACAGCCUGAGCAACCAACGUGGAUGGAAAAAGCAACUGGAGCAACUGGAACUUUCCAUGGGAUGGGAAAGCAACUGGAGCAGCCCGGUAACAUUACAGAGCAAGUGUCCCUGGUGGCUCUGAGGAGGGCAGCCGGGGACACCUCUGCGGGGCUUGACAUGCUGGAGAAGGCAGUAGAAUGAGGAAGGAAGUUCUCAUUUAAAAAUGAGAUAUGGCUUUUCACAGAACUAGAGCCAAUUUAAUCCAGAGUCUGCCAAGGAGGGGAGAGGCUCUAGCCCUUCAUAAAAUACCUCUGUCAGCCCUCGUGUCUAGCUGUCACGUCCAUCACUGCUUCAGUCACAGGCUUCUCCUUAAGAGGUGCUCAACACCUCACAGAGGACAGCCUUGCAGCUAGAAAUGACGCAGCCCUUUCCUUUAUUCCUCACCAAGGGCAAAAAUUCUUCUGUGGCCCAGCAGCCUGCCAGAGGGAUAAUUUCCACUCCUGCUUUUCUCUCCUUCUCCUGGGAAAGAAGAACACAGCUCCUUGUGUACCACACGCUGAGAAGCCCCAGCUGUUGGCAAAGCAAAGAGAAGAGGUGCUGGUGGCCCAGUAGUGACCAUGUCUCACCAGUCACAGCAGAGCAACGCCAAUGCCUGCUGAGGGCUACCCCCCUGAGCAGCACCAGAGAAGUUUUCUCACAGGGGCCCACCCCACCUUUAAAUUGGACCCUGACACGUUGCGCCCGUGUAAUAGCCUGACCCUGCCAACAUCAGGUCCUCCAGGACUGAACCAAGCUGGAGCCACGGCCAGGAUUUUUCCUGAAACUUUGUCUUUUACAAAUAAUUUUUUGUAUAUUCUUCACAACCAACUCUAGAUCCCUUUCUGGUAGAAAUCCCAGCAGAAGAUAGACCUGGUAAAUUCAGGGGGACUACCUUCCCACAGUCACUCAAGGAAUAGGGACAAUAGUGAUCACCAGUUCCCUUUUUUGGCCGCGUUCCCUAAGCAAAGCAAAAAAUAAAGAAGAUGGACAGACACUGGGAAAAGCCCGUUUGCUGCAAUUUGGGGUAAUUAAGGCAGUGAGCACUUGUGGCACCUGACCUUGUAGCUAACGUGACCCGUAGAGCAGCCCACACACACUCCAGGGCGGCAAGAGUUUCGUCUGUUGAGAAAGCUGUAUCGUAGUAUUUCAUGUGUUAAUUAAUAGCUUUAAGCAGUUUACGGAUGGAGGUGAAGAGGAGAUGAUUCCUAUUUCUAACUAAUAAUUGCCGUGUCUUGAAAUGUGUAUUUAUGGUUUUCUUAUUUAUUUAAUUUAUAAUUUGGUUCUACAAGAAAAGGAAAGAUUUACAAGAAGUGUAUUUAAUUUCUCAGUAUUUCAGCAACCACCGUGGAGAUUUCUUGUAUUGUAGUAGAUAGCUAUUUUACUGAUUCAAAUAAAA